AUGUCUAAGCUUGCUUUCACGGUCAGCGGGACCUGCCCAUCCAACCCAGCAUCGCAAGACGUUGUCACUGUCGACGUGAGAGUCUUUGCCCAAGCACCUCAUGCAGAUGCUCUGUCUCUGUCCAACUUCCGCAACAAGUGCUGGAAUAUCGUUAUGUCGACAUACCCCGGAGCAGCCUUCGCGGUCGAUGACCGCCAGGCAUUUCCAAAGCCAUGCAAUGAGUACUUUGUCACUAUAAUGCCACAAGCCCUCGUCAAGCAUAGAGCCUAUCUUCCUUGGAGCGAACGUGUGAUUGAAAUCGAGCCACCGACUGAUACAGUUCCUUCUGUGCAUCAGCAAGAGGUGCAACCGGUGUCUGAGCCACAACCGCUGCUCUCUUUUGGGCCGAGCAUCAUGGCGCCGCUGGGAUAUAUCGCUCACGCCCGAUCCGGGGACAAAGGCUUGGAUUGUAAUAUAGGCUUUUUUGUCCGCCACGAGGAUGAAUAUGCCUGGCUGAAGUCUUUGCUCACUGUGGACCGAAUCAUCGAUAUUUUACAGAAUGAUUAUAAUGGAGGACGCAUCGAACGAUUCGAGCUGCCAAAUAUCCAUGCUGUCCACUUUCUGCUGAAAGACCACCUAGAUCGAGGAGUGGCGGCAAGCUCGACUUAUGAUGUGCUCGGAAAGAAUGUGGCUGAGUAUCUGAGAGCAAAGCAUCUACCAUGCUUGGUCCUCUGCCAUGGUUCCUCAGCACUGAAAGAGAUGGACCUUGACAAUUUCGCCGAACGCUUCACUAGCCGGCUCAAGAUGGCCUGUGUCGUUUACGACAACCGAGGACUCGGGGACAGCGAUACCGGACCAGGUCAGCCCAGGCAGGAGAUUGUUCCUGAUCUCCGGGUCGCUGAUAUAUCUGAUGCCAUCACCUUUGCCCAGUCUCGAAGUGAAGUCGAUCCAGAGAGAAUUGGUAACUGCGGAAGCUCUUACAGUGGCGGGCAUGUCCUCCACGUUGGCGCUGUUGAUAGACGCGUCAAGGUAGUUCUAUCUCAGGUCCCGUACCUGAAUGGAUGGGAAAACUUCAACCGGCUUGUGCGUCCAGAUUUUGCUGAGUUCAUGGAAGGCAAUUUCCAGAAAGAUCGAUUCGAGCGAGCCGCCGGAAACACCCCAGCCACCGUCAAAGUGGUAGACGAGAACCCUCUUGCACCCUAUGCGCUCCCCACGCCUGAUAGCUAUGACUUCUUCCAGAAGCUUUGGGCUCCCAAGUCAGCAUGGAAGAAUGAGGUCACGCUCAAGUCGCUGGAGCUCUUCCGUGCGCACGAUCCAUCGGCGUGGGUCUAUCGCAUCUCACCGACACCGCUCUUGAUGGCGGUUGCGGAAAAUGAUGUUUUGACGCCGACGGACCUAGCUCUCGAAGCCUACUCUCGAGCACGGGAGCCAAAACAGCUCUCUAUGUUGCCCGGAGGACAUUUUGACGCUUACACUAGAAACAAUUUUGAGCGAAAUACGGCUCGGCAGAUCAAGUUCCUUAAGGACUUUUUGGGAGUCGAAGAUAAUUAG
Molecule: messenger RNA, 1530 nt
Organism: Fusarium verticillioides 7600
Lineage: Eukaryota; Fungi; Ascomycota; Sordariomycetes; Hypocreales; Nectriaceae
Exons: 4
Coding region: 1-1530 (509 amino acids)
Source: RefSeq, a predicted model, not a curated record